GUUUUUACUCUCCAGUAGGAGCUAAGAAUGAUUUUUCCUUUUCCAAUUGGCUGUGCAAGGAGGAACUCCACACACAGACGCCGAGCAAGAAAUGAAACCGUCCAAGUUAAUUUCACAGUAGUGAGCAUAGUUCGCUUUUGCAGAGGUGAUUGACAUGCUUCCUGUUGUGGUGGUCCAAGGAGGGGCGGGAUAUGUGCCCAGUGAGAAAUCAGAAGCGUCCAAGGCUGGGGUUUGUGCAGCUGCCCGAUCUGGGUAUGCUGUCCUCCAGAGUGGGGGAAGCAGCAUGGAUGCUGUGGUUGAGGCUGUGAGCAAGCUGGAGAAUGACCCCAACUUCAAUGCAGGAUGUGGGUCAGUGCUAACCACGGGUGGAAAUGUGGAGAUGGAUGCCAUUGUGAUGGAUGGGAAGACACUGGCUAAUGGUGCUGUUUCUGCUGUGCGCAAUAUAGCCAACCCUGUGCAGCUAGCAAGACUGGUAAUGGACAAGACCAGUCAUAACUGUCUGACAGCACAUGGUGCUAAUCAGUUUGCCCAGGCCAUGGGUGUCCCUGAGGUGCCCCAAGAAUCCCUCAUCACUGAAUACUCCAUAAUGCGUUGGAGAAAAAACCUGGCACAUGAUGCCAACCCUGUGGAGAGCCAAAUGGGAAAGAUGGGCACCGUUGGAGCAGUGGCAGUUGACAAAGAAGGCAAUGUAGCAUGUGCUACUUCCACUGGGGGAAUUCUGAACAAGAUGGAAGGACGUGUGGGUGACACACCCUGCAUCGGAUGUGGAGGUUUUGCAGAUAAUCAAGUGGGAGCUGUGUCAACUACAGGUCACGGAGAGGCCAUCAUGAAGGUUACUCUUGCCAGACUCAUCCUGUUUCACAUGGAGCAAGGUCAAUCAGCAGAGGCCGCCUCUGACUUGGCCUUGGACUAUAUGAAGUCUAGAGUGCAGGGAUUGGCCGGGGUGGUGACAGUGGAUCCCCAGGGUCACUGGGCUGCGUGCUUCAACACUCUUCAAAUGGCUUGGGCCGCAGUCCAGAAGGACACCCUACACUACGGCUUGUACGUCGGCGAGCACUUUACCCAAGGCAUUGAUGAACCUUAAUGAGAGAAAACACAACACUGAGGGAGGUUUGCUAUAAUAACUUCUCAGAUAAAAAAAAUAGUACUCCCAAAAAUGUGUCUGUCUAUCACUGUCUAUCGGACAGCUUUCGAUUAUGAAUCUGCUAAUUUUGAACCUAUUACCUGCCAAGUUGCAUUAUGGACAUACAAUAAGCAUACAAUGUCAAGCAAGAUUUAAAGAAUUGCAUCAACACCAAACUGAAUACAUUUUGGAUGUAAUAUCUAAUUAUAUUUCACUAAAAGACGAUCUACCUUAAGUGUUUUUUUUUAUUAUUUCUUUUAGAACUAAUAACCCUAUUCACAAAUCAAUUGAUGGCGCUUACAGUUUGAAACCACAGGAUGGUGCUGUUGUAAACCCCGCAAAAUGGGAAAUGGGUUUAUAAUUAAAUGAAAAUGAAAUAUUUUAUUACAUGUGAUUUUAAACAAUAAAAUGCUGAUUUGGA
This is a messenger RNA of Syngnathoides biaculeatus (alligator pipefish), 1544 nucleotides long. RefSeq names its product asparaginase and isoaspartyl peptidase 1 (gene asrgl1). Lineage: Eukaryota; Metazoa; Chordata; Actinopteri; Syngnathiformes; Syngnathidae. The coding region runs from base 155 to 1084 and encodes 309 amino acids. The transcript is spliced from 7 exons. The record is from RefSeq and is a predicted model, not a curated record. Gene Ontology annotation, molecular function: asparaginase activity.